Messenger RNA from Prunus dulcis (almond), 746 nucleotides. Its product is annotated as heat shock protein 90-2-like. The transcript is spliced from 4 exons. Gene Ontology annotation, molecular function: ATP binding; ATP-dependent protein folding chaperone; ATP hydrolysis activity. Gene Ontology annotation, biological process: cellular response to heat; protein folding; protein stabilization. The coding region runs from base 359 to 667 and encodes 102 amino acids. The record is from RefSeq and is a predicted model, not a curated record. Gene Ontology annotation, cellular component: perinuclear region of cytoplasm; cytosol; plasma membrane. Lineage: Eukaryota; Viridiplantae; Streptophyta; Magnoliopsida; Rosales; Rosaceae.
CGACCUCCAGUCUCUCAUCUUCAUCUUCAACCCCAAUUUUUAGUUUUUGUUCUUCCACCUCAGUUUUUGUUCAACCUCAUCAUUCUAAGCUUCGUCGGAGGGCUCGGCUGGGCUAUCGACAAUGAUGCGCUGGAGAGGGCCUUUUCUCCGUUUGAUCAUCAACGACCGAGAGGUCCAGCAGCUUCGACUUCGACUUCGUCACCUUCAACAACGAGAAGGUCAUUAGGGACGCGAUCGAAAGCAUGAACGACCAGAACCUCGACGGCCAUAACAUCACCGUCGACGAGGCCCAGUCUUGUGGAAGCGGCAGUGGUGGUAAUAGAGGUUAUAGUGGCGGACGUGGCGGCGGAGGAUAUGGAUGCGGACAUUCACUUACGAACUGCUCCAGAGUCCAGUUCUCCAUGAAUCAGAUAUCAUUGCUCAGCUCAGCAGCUCUUUUGUCUCAACCGUCAAUUUGGUGAACAACCUUGGUACCAUUGCAAGGUCUGGCACCAAGGAAUUUAUGGAAGCCUUGGCUGCUGGUGCAUAUCUUGUUGUAGAUAAGGUCAUUGUUACCACCAAGCACAAUGAUGAUGAGCAGUAUGUGUUGGAGUCGCUCCGAUUCAAUGUUUAUGAGGUAUUUCCUUUUGCCAUUGCGAUUGUAUCUGGUGAAACUGUAGACAAUUAGAGGUGGUUUCUGCAAAGGAUAUCGGAUGUCUUGCUGGGUUUUUUUAAUAUGAAAUGGUAUUAACAAUGGUUUAUUGUAU